AUGCAUGAUUCCGAUGAGUCGAAUUGUGCUUCGGAAAUUUCGAGUGGCCUCUACGCUCCCCCAGGAACCCCCACAUACUGUUCUUCUUUACACAUCCAACCCGACCGCGACCGCCAGUUGGAUGAAGAGACUGUGACCGCACUUGAUGAAGCACAAAUCCACACUGACAAACAAACUGAAGCAGACCCCGCAAUUGACGGCGGACCCACAGAAGAGGACCCUAAUCAGGAUGGCGAGCUGACGGCGGAGGACACCGAUGAAGAGUCGACUCGGCAUUUACGAGACAUCCUCCAGAGCUUCAACGACUCAGAUAGCCCUUAUUUUGUGAUUCCGAUGGACAGGGGAAAAGUUAGCGGACCCGGGAAGAUGACGGACCGUGUUCCUGAGCUGGAGCCGAUCCAAGCAGCUCUCUAUAAACUCCCGCCUCAAGACGAAAAAAUCAUCGAAGAUUAUCUGGAGAAGAUGCGCGAGGCUUAUCUUGAACUGGCAAAUAAUCCGCACCGAGACCGCUUCGGAGAUGAAGAGAACGCGUACUAUUUUGGCCAUCUAGACGAAGUGGAUCGGGCAAUACUGGGGAUGGCGGAAUCGAAUGUUUGGUUGAUUUGGGGGUUGCUGUUGACAUGGGCGACCCUGAUCACGACUUUGGAAGACACCCGUGCGAGGUCCUUCAAAAGCCGCAGGGCUCGGGAACUAGUGGACAGUCUGAAGAACGCGAAUGGUGGCGAUUUCGUAUCGAGUCCCGGCGACUGUGUCGUCGGCACUACCGGGCGCCAACACCGCGAAGUCUCGGAAUGCUCGAUUUGUCUGGAAAACUUCGCCCGAAGCAAGCGCAUCACAGUUUAACUACCGUGCCAUCCCUCUCAUCUCUUUCAUCGCAGUUGCCUCCAAAAAUGGUUGGAAGAGCGCCUGGAAUGCCCUUUC
This is a messenger RNA of Puccinia graminis f. sp. tritici CRL 75-36-700-3, 921 nucleotides long. RefSeq lists its product as uncharacterized. Lineage: Eukaryota; Fungi; Basidiomycota; Pucciniomycetes; Pucciniales; Pucciniaceae. The record is from RefSeq and is a predicted model, not a curated record. The transcript has 2 exons. Bases 1 to 843 code for a protein of 280 amino acids.